This is a messenger RNA of Xyrauchen texanus (razorback sucker), 2755 nucleotides long. It is a transcript of the gene ubtd1b, whose product is annotated as ubiquitin domain containing 1b. NCBI's taxonomy places the organism in Eukaryota, Metazoa, Chordata, Actinopteri, Cypriniformes, Catostomidae. Gene Ontology annotation, molecular function: protein binding. The transcript is spliced from 3 exons. The record is from RefSeq and is a predicted model, not a curated record. The coding region runs from base 713 to 1396 and encodes 227 amino acids.
AACAUCAGAGGGGAAGAAAGGUGGACUGUCGAGAGAUAAAGAAGAUAGGCAUAUUUACGAUGCGUCAGUAUCUCGACGAAUCAUUAGGCGAGUACGGAAUAAGUCAUGGAGCCUAAAUACUAGUGUUGUUGAUGUAGUUUUCUUUCAUACGGGACUUGUGACAUAGGUAUAAAGUUAUUUGAUGGUGCUCUGGCUAGGCUUAAAGUUAGCUCCUGGGAGAAAGCCAGAAAUAACUCCGCGCAAGUCUCGUGCCAGAGAACUGAUCGAUCAUCGCGAGCUCUGCGCGCGACCCUCAAUUGUGAUAUUUGUUUUGUUUUGUUGUUUUUUUCGGUUGCAAGUUGUUAAAACUCGCUAGUAAGAUUGUUCUAUGGAUGUGUAAUCUAUAAUGGUUUAGUUAAUUUGAGUUGUUUAUAGUUUUUCGUGCGGCAAAUCAAACGAUAAUAGAGUAGACGUGUAUACAACUAUACGUACUGUACUGGAAACAUUACAAGCAGUCUGGAAAGAGCGAACCUGUAACCCGCCCGGAUGCCAUCUCAAGGUGAUGUGGUGACACUUAGUAGCUAACAUCAAAACAUAUCCACCCAACUUCUGCGUGUUUUAUUGGACUAAAGGCACCCACGCUGGACACAUGCCAUAUGUCACCCUGCCUUCUUGUGUAGAGAGACAUUUUUAUCAGCUGUCUUGAGAUGUGGCCCGUGUUUGAUUGACAAUCAUGGGAGGAUGUGUGGGGAGAGAGCGCGCGGAGUCACGCGGAAGAACGCAGAGGAAACGUGGAGGUCGUAACGAGCCCCUGAAGAAAGACAAGCCAAAAUGGAAGAGCGACUACCCCAUGACGGAGGGGCAGCUCCGGAGUAAGAGAGAUGAAUUCUGGGACACCGCUCCAGCAUUUGAGGGACGGAAGGAGAUCUGGGAUGCCCUGAAAGCUGCCUCUGUGGCUUUGGAAUGUAAUGAUCAAGAGCUGGCACAGGCUAUAGUGGAUGGAGCCAGUAUCACAUUACCACAUGGCUCCCUGACGGAGUGCUAUGAUGAACUCGGCAACCGUUACCAGCUACCGGUAUAUUGCCUGGCCCCACCUGUCAAUCUGAUUACAGAGAGAAGCGAGGAAGACCUGUCAGACAACCCUGAGCCCCAGACAGCACAGAAGAAAGAGUUCCAGUUAAAGGUUCGGCUCUCCACCGGCAAAGACCUGCGCCUGAACGCCAGCAUGACCGAUACCAUUGGCCUGCUGAAAAAGCAGCUGCUGGCUCACGAGGACAUUGAUGUGGCUCACCAGCGCUGGUUCUUCUCUGGGAAGCUUCUCACAGACAAAACCCGCCUACAGGACACCAAGAUCCAAAAAGACUUUGUUAUCCAGGUCAUCGUGAACCAACUGUCAACAGAAAUUACGGAGAGAUAAAGGACCAAACUAUAGCAUUUAGAGUAAAAGAAAAGACUUCUCAAACGCAUAAAGCGUUUUGCACAGACUCCAUUUGCUGCUUCUGAGUGUCUUUGUGUACCAUGAAAGAGUGAAAUUAGAUUAUUAAACGUUGAUCCUGCUGUUCAUGAGUCAUGUUCCUGGUGGAGUUUCAUAGGGAUAAAUUCAUGAUUCACAGCGAGACACUAAGUGGAUCAAGUUCCCUUCAAGUCAACAUCUAAAAAACAAAUAAACUAACCGAACAGAUUGCAUCUUUGCGAACUUGAGCAAAAGUGCCAACAUGACUGGCUGGAAUAUCAAUCUUGGUAGAAAAGUACACUGAUUUCAGUCCCUUCACUAUGCAUAUCCUGCAAAGCCUAAUUUUCCAAAUUUUAGGUUUACUGGACCUACCUGUACAUGGUAGUCUGAAAGUGAUCUCAACUUUUUGUUCUGUUAUUUUUAUUUAGUUCUUAAUAGUAAGAUAAUCUAACCUGAGCUUCUUUUUUGCACACUUCAAAAAGUAUCUUUGUAUAGUAGUGCCUUGAAAGAGUAAAAGUAGGUUUUUAUUUUGCUUUGAAUGCAUAUUCAGCCUGGUGAUGGUUUUUAAUGAAUAUUUAUUUAAAACACUCUGUGUUUAUAACUGAUGAGCACAAUCCCGCACUUGCUAUGCAAUCUUAUAACAGUUAGGGGGAAAAAUAACCGAUAUAAGUAGUCAAUCUACACUUUCUGGCACUGUUAAUAUAAAGACACAUUUAAUUGAGCGUAAUGCUAUAUAUCUUGCCAUUCAAGAGCAUCUCUAUCUCUUGGAACAGCUGAAUCUCAGUGCCCAUCCCUGUAGAUUAUUGAUCAUUCGAUGAAACCGUAUUGCUGCCUCUUAAAGAAUUAUCAGUUUAAUCGGUUUAAUGGCUGUCUGACUUCUAUGUUAAGUGUCUGUUCCUCUUUUAUAGUUGUGUUUUGCUGUAAGUGCUCAGGCUGCAAUUAAAACAUCACAUACACUACCGGUCAAAAGUUUUGAAACACUUGACUGAAAUGUUUCUCAUAAUCUUACAAAUCUUUUGAUCUGAAGGCGUAUGCUUAAAUGUUUGAAAUUAAUUUUGUAGACAAAAAUAUAUUUGUGCCACCAUGUUAAUUAAUUUCAUUAUAAAACUAAACUUUAAUAAUAAAAAAAAAGUUUUUGAAAUUGAUGACUUGGACAAAAUAAUAAAGAAAAGCAGCCAAUAAGUGCCCAACAUAGAUGGGAACUCCUUCAAAACUGUUUAAAAAGCAUCCCGAGAUGAUACCUUGAAAGGGUGACUACUUUGAAGAUGUUAAAAUAUAACACAGUUUUGAUUUAUUUUUGACUUUACUAUUAUUCUAAAAUGU